UUAGAAAGAAACGCAUUACUACUUUGAAGCCUCUCACUCGGCUCGUUUUAUUAACUAGUGCGCGGUCCAGUUUAAUAUACAAGUUCGUGGGCAAAGAAGAGAUGCCAACGCCAUCUAUUAUUUAACGACGUCGCUAUUCCUGGACGUCCAAAGCAAAAUGUGUACGUAGUGAUUAGACCGUGGUCCACCAUUAUCGUUGUAUGGAUGUGUCAUCACGCAAAUUCUCUAUAAUCGUAAAAAAUGCCUCGAUGUUCUGUUUUGGAGUGCAGAAAUAAUAGCGGCAUCAAAAAUAUUACUCGUGGUGGAAUUACAUAUCAUCGAUUCCCACAAGAUCCUUUUCGAAAAGAAAAAUGGAUAGAAGCUACUGGACGACAAAAUUGGAUGCCGACAAAAUUAAGUACGAUUUGUUCGAAUCAUUUCAAUGAGAACGAUUUUGUCAUUUCAACAAAAGGGUUUAAAUAUAUAAAUAACACUGCAAUCCCUACUCAAAAAAUUGUUAUUUUAAUGAAUAUAAAUCCGGAUGAUGAAGUGGGCUCAAGCGGUUUAAAAAAAAGGGGGGACCAUUUCAUAAAUAAAGAUGAUGGUAUGUGCGAACCUUGUGUAAAAGUUUGCAAGGGCAAUAUAGAUUUAUUAGGUAAAGAAGUCACUGUUCCAAAACCCAUACCUGUCACGUCAGGAACUUGCGAUGCAAAUAAUUUUGGUGCUUUGACUGGUACCGUUACAACAGAAAAGAACCUCAAAAUGGACAGCAAUGCAGCAACUGUGCAUCAAAACAUUGUUGAAGAAACUGAAUCCGAAAUUGUAAAUAUAUUGCACAAAAAUGAAGGUCAGUUACCUGUAUCUACCUGCUCAACUCCAAAGAAAAGAAUACUGAGUAAUAAGUUACGAUGGACUGAAAAUAAAGUUAAAAAACAAAAUGCAAAAAUCAAACAGUUGCAAGCCCAAAAUCGUAGACUAAGAAAAAAAUUAGUUAAUGCGGAAGAAAUUUUAAAAACGUUGCAAAAAAUGUUUGGUAUGACGAGUGAAAACAUUAGAAGCUUAAAAAAUAUUAGUGUGCAGGUUCAAGAACUAGCGGCGCGUCAAGUUGUUAAUGCAGAAGCCAAUGUCAAACCAAGAUAAAAUACUCACCAGCUCACAGAUCUUUUGCCUUAAUAUUACACUAUUACUGGCCUAAGGCUUUUGAUUAUUCUUCUUUUGAAUAUCCAAGAACAUUAAAAAAAUGAUAUGCCAAAAUUGCUGAAUAACCCGGCUUUACAAAGGAACCCUUUACACCUUUGAGAAGCAAGGAGAAGCAGUAAUUAACGAAAUGAGUAUACAAUGCCGCAUUGAAUGAGCUGGAUAAAAAUUUCAUGACCACUUGACUGAGGCGAAGAAGGCGUUGGUGUUUUUGAUUACUGUUAUCAAUAGUAAUUUUAAAGUACCUGUCGGUUUUUUCCUGGUGGAAGGUGUCACGGGCAUACAAAAGUUGAAUUAGUAAAACACUGUAGUCUAGAAAUGGUUCACAGCGCACGAGUAAAGGUUGUGGCUUCAACUUUUGAUGGCUGUGCUGCUAACACGUCAAUGGCUGACCAUUUUGUUGGUUGGUUGCUACUUUCAAGACUUCAAGGUGACAUUUUAACAUCCAGUGACUCAUGAACCUAUAGUUGCAGCGCUGGAUUCUUGUCAAAUGAUAAAAUUAAUCAGACAUUUUUUUGAAAAGCAGGAUCGAAAAAGAAACAUUUGAGAUAUUAA
Molecule: messenger RNA, 1731 nt
Organism: Hyposmocoma kahamanoa
Lineage: Eukaryota; Metazoa; Arthropoda; Insecta; Lepidoptera; Cosmopterigidae
Product: THAP domain-containing protein 1-like
Exons: 4
Coding region: 241-1119 (292 amino acids)
Source: RefSeq, a predicted model, not a curated record